AUGGACCCGCUUAGUCUCACGGGCACGCUCAUAGCAGUUCUCCAAAUCACAACCUCGGUAAUUUCAGUAUGCUACGACUACCGCGCUGGCGUCGCAUCCGCUUCUCGUGAAGUAGUACAGAUCACCGAAUCUCUCAACGCGCUCAAAGACGUCUUGGAAAGCCUUCUACGCCUCGUCGAAACUUCAGAGUCAGGUGAGGAUCGGGCAAGGCUGAGCAACAUCGAGGUGUUGGCCAAGGAUAGAGGAACAUUGGAAAGUUGUCUGAAUGAGUUGAUCAGAUUGGAAGGAAAAUUGCAGCCGGAGAAAGGUUGGAGGAAGCUGAGGAGGGGCUUGGUUUGGCCGUUGAAAGAAGGGGAGAUGAAGAGGGCUUUGGCGGGGCUGGAAAGGUAUAAGAGCACGAUGUUGCUUGCGAUUUCGGCGGAUCAAGCGACAUUGAGCCUCGCUAUCCAAGAGGAUUUAGGAGACUUGACUGAUAUGUUUCAGAAGCAUGCCCUCGAUCAGACACGUCAAGAUAUUUUCAAGUGGCUCGCUGCACCAGAUCCAUUUGCCAACCACGCUCUCAAUCGAAAGAAGAGACAGAGCUCUACCGGAACAUGGCUGCUGACAAGUCGGCAAUAUGAUAGCUGGCUCUAUAAUAGAAAAUCUUUCUUCUGGCUGUAUGGCAUUCCUGGCUGCGGAAAGACUGUUCUAUGUUCCACUGUCAUUGAACAGCUCAUCCGCUAUACACAACAAGACCAGUCGGUAGGGCUGGCUUAUUUUUACUACGACCUGAACGGUCCCCAAAAACAAGACACCACUUCUCUCAUACGCUCUUUGAUCACACAACUGUCGUCCCAAUGUUCGACCAUACCCGCACCUCUCGCAGAUCUAUAUGGCAUGCGACAGAAUGGCCGGAGAACCAUUGAUGAAGAAGCCUUUCUGUCGGUACUACAGUCACUUGUUUGGGCUUUUCACGAUGUCUACCUUGUCUUCGACGCUUUGGACGAGAGCUCCAAUCUUGGCGAGACCUUGCAAUUCAUCCAUCGCCUCAAAUCGUGGAAUGUUCCACAACUGCACAUUCUUGUGACUAGCCGACAACUUCCUGAGAUCGCGGACUCUAUCAUGACUCUCACUUCAGACAGAAUUUGUCUUCAUGAAUGCAACUUGAACGGAGAUAUUCAUAUUUACUUAGCCGACAGGCUUAUGCACGAUCAAAACUUCUCCAAAUGGCCCCUAGACAUUCGAAACCAAGUUAUGGAGAAGCUUGUACGAGGCGAGGCAGGAAUGUUCCAAUGGGUUGUUUGUCAGCUAGACAUGCUGCAAAAAUGCUUGUCAGUGGCAGCUGUCCGUAAAGCAUUAUCCACAGACUUUCCGCAGGAUCUCGAAGGAACCUACGACCAGAUUUUGCAUGAUAUUCCCUCCAAUUGUCAGCCAGAAGCCUCAAAAGUUUUGCAAGCACUCAUAGCGACUAGAGAAUUGUUGAGUGUAGAGGAGAUUGUCGACAUACUGGCGGUGGAUCUUGAUUCCACACCUGCCAAGUUUGACCCUGACGCCAGGCCUAUCGAUCCUCGGAGCAUAUUGUCGCUUUGCUCCUCAUUGAUAACGACAACCAAAGCGUCUCAGCUAGACUUCUAUGACAACUUCGAGGAACCAGUCACAGUUUUGAGGCUGGCUCACGCUUCCGUCGCUGAGUAUUUCGCUCGCCCAAAACCUGAAGUCUUAUCUCAAUUCUACUUCUCACAUCGAUCGGCACGUCGAAGGCUCGGUCAGGCAUGCGUAGCGUAUCUGAUGGCGCCUGAGUUUGGUAAUGUGAACAACAAAAGAAACAUAUUCGAGAGCUUAGAACUAUUUCCUUUCUUGCGGCAUGCUGCAAAGUACUGGCCAUUAUACUUUGGGAAGGAGAAAGGUGAUCCCGAAGAGUCCAUGGAUGAGACCAUGAGAUCUUUGAUUCAAGCAUUAUUUGCCACCAGUAAGUUGCCCAAUGGAGGCAAUUUUGCAUUCUGGGUAGGGCUGCUUAUACCAGAAGCGUCAUUUCACGAUGUCGCCAGCACGCAGCCGAUGUAUUAUACGGCAUCAUUCGGACUUCUCGAAGUGACCAGAUUGCUACUUGACACUGAGAAGGAUAUCGACAUCGAUGCCCUGGGUGGACGGGCCAGAGCUUCGGCUCUCCACGUAGCAGUUUAUCGAGAUCAUAUAGAUGUUGCAAACCUCCUCCUAGAGCGUGGAGCAAGUCCAGAUACCACAAACAUCACAGGAGAAUCCGCUUUGUAUUGGGCGACUUUGAAUAAAAACCAGGAGAUGUCGGAUUUAUUACUUCGCUAUGGAGCAUCGCCUUUGGGCCAACAGCAACUGUACGCCAUAGAGCGGAGAAAGAGGUGGUUAAAUUUCCUGAACAUCAAGUCCGACGAUGUAAGGAAGCGAAGACCUUGA
Messenger RNA from Mollisia scopiformis, 2409 nucleotides. RefSeq lists its product as uncharacterized. The transcript has 6 exons. Gene Ontology annotation, molecular function: protein binding. Lineage: Eukaryota; Fungi; Ascomycota; Leotiomycetes; Helotiales; Mollisiaceae. The coding region runs from base 1 to 2409 and encodes 802 amino acids. The record is from RefSeq and is a predicted model, not a curated record.